Opisthocomus hoazin is the source of this 1328-nucleotide messenger RNA. The record is from RefSeq and is a predicted model, not a curated record. Lineage: Eukaryota; Metazoa; Chordata; Aves; Opisthocomiformes; Opisthocomidae.
AUGCAGAACCUCAGAGGCCGACGCGGCCCCGUACGGCCGGUGUGUGCUCAGCGCACAGUAAGCCUCGUCCUUGACAGCAUCAAGUUCUCGGUUCUCCUGAGAGCUCCUCGGGAGAACAAACGCCAGCCGCCUGCCUCGCUUGGUAGGUACCCACCGGCCCUAUCCCACCACCUCCUGCCUUCUGGCAGAAAGGCGCAAGGCACAACAGCCCACGCUCCAGUGGAAGGGCACCGGCGCCUGGGAGUCGCUAGCUGUAAUACUCACCUGUUCGCCGGCUGGCCCUCCGUUCCCCUCAGCGAAGCGGCCAAAGGUCAGGAUGGGGCUUCAAAAGAUGCUGCCUACGGAGCGCACUGUGCGAGGAAUAGGGAACAAAUUGUCCGCUCAUGCUUAUGUUCUUGUUUUCAGACAAAUCUACCUAUCUUCAAAUUGAAAGAAUCUACAGUCAGAAGAAGAUACAGUGACUUUGAAUGGCUAAGGAAUGAGCUAGAAAGAGAAAGCAAGGUUGUGGUACCACCUCUACCAGGAAAAGCUCUUCUCCGUCAGCUCCCCUUCCGAGGAGAUGAUGGCAUAUUUGAUGAUUCCUUCAUAGAGGAAAGGAAGCAGGCUCUCGAACAAUUCAUAAACAAGGUUGCAGGCCACCCACUGGCACAGAACGAGCGCUGUCUUCACAUGUUCUUACAAGAUGAAGUAAUAGACAAAAACUACACACCAUCCAAAAUAAGGCAUACUUGAGUUCUGAAACCACCUUCUUAAACAUUAGUGGUUCUUAUGCUUGGUUUUAAGAGGUUGUAGUUUGUCUUAGCAUGCUGAGGAUAAACAGGCACGAAGUCUCCACUAACAUCAGUACACUGCUUGGUCUUUGCAUAUGCUUUAUAGCAUUAAAGAACUCACUUGUCUUCUAACUAAAUCCCUCUGAAUCCUUGAUUUAAGAGUAUUAUAGUAUGAGACCAUCCACCCCUUGCAAUGUCUCACAAACCUUUUGACUCUUACUUGCAAUGACUUAACAAUGUUUACUGACUUGGCCUUACUUGAACUUGCACAGUUGUAGUGUCACGUGUUCACUUGUAUUUGACUCAACUGCUAUGCUGUUUCUGAGGUAGUCAUCGAUCUGAACUUCUGUAGAAAGACUGCUUUACUUCUGAUACCCUGUGUGAGAAAACACUUAUGCAAUUGUCGUCAAGCUUGUAAAACACUUUAUACUGAAGUAAUGAGGGAAUUAUCUUUAUAUUCUGUAAGAGGAAAAAAAAUCAAAUUUAUAUACUAAAGUAACUUGUCUAAAGUUUUGAAAUAAAAGUGAAAAUACACUUCAAAUGUUUUGUCACUCUUGA